Pseudoliparis swirei is the source of this 4603-nucleotide messenger RNA. It is a transcript of the gene c1ql4b, whose product is annotated as complement component 1, q subcomponent-like 4b. The record is from RefSeq and is a predicted model, not a curated record. Gene Ontology annotation, molecular function: protein binding. Bases 677 to 1396 code for a protein of 239 amino acids. The transcript is spliced from 4 exons. NCBI's taxonomy places the organism in Eukaryota, Metazoa, Chordata, Actinopteri, Perciformes, Liparidae.
UAAAAGUAACUCGUUAGAAUACGUGAUUUUUUUUAUUUUAAAGAGCGCCACGCGACUUUGAAUUGGAGCCUCACAUUAAUACUCUUUAAAAAAUAUAUAUUUUGUUUUCACUUCGUAUUUGCUCAGGUUGCUUGCGAGCGCUGCUUUGAGUGCGGAGGACGGCGCUGCGGCCACCAAGCAGCUGGAUGCGAUGCUGAGAGUUUAAACAUUAGUGUGACUUUGAGUUUGCAGCGCGGUGCAACUUCAGCCGAUGUCACCGUGAAAGCGCUCACUCUCGGAAGGAUUUCGGUCCUGGAUCAGUUUUUUUACGGCGUUUCCAUCUGAACCUGCGGCAUGAAAACACGCUGAGACCGCGAAGAAAAGAAGGAAAGAACUCGAUCAGUGAAGCGUCCUCCCUAUAUGUGGUGGGUGAGAUGAACUCCAGUGGGAAUACUGUCGACCCCACCUGACAGCUCUCUGCCUGAUCAACUGAAAGCUUAUUAUCAGAGCCUCCAAAAGAUCUGGAUUUUAAAACAGCAGUUGCUGUAAAAUCAACUUCUCAACGUAGUGACUCUCUUCAGCCUUCAGCCUGGCCGGCACAACCAUUCCAGCGAAGGGGGAGGAGGACUUCCUCACGCUGGCCGCCUCCAGGAUCAGCCGCAAGAAACGUGUCAUCGGGGCUGGAGUCGGCGUGGCCAUGGUCCUGGUCCUGCUGGUGGCCAUACCCCUAUUGGUCCACACCACCAAGGGGGGAGGGUCCGGAGGAGGGGGUACGCACUUCGAGAUGCUUGGGAGCUGCAAGAUGGUGUGUGACACUUUCACCCCCCCACAGGGAGAGCUGACAGCCGUCUCCCCUCAGCCCCCAGACUUCUCAAACCGCAGGGGUAAACAGGGGUUCAGGGGGAACCCUGGACUUCCCGGUCCUCCAGGUCCCAAAGGGCCCCCCGGAGAGCCCGGCAAGCCCGGCCCACCUGGUCCACCUGGGCCUGGACCCGGAGGCUACGGGCCAUCCUUCUACAGUCCCAAAAUCGCCUUCUAUGCAGGCCUCCGGAAACAACACGAAGGGAGUGAAAUACUCAAGUUUGAUGAUGUUGUGACCAACGUAGGGAACUACUACGAACCGAGCACCGGCAAGUUCACCUGCCCUCUGCCUGGCAUCUACUACUUCACCUACCACGUCCUGAUGAGAGGAGGUGAUGGGACGAGCAUGUGGGCUGACCUGAAGAAGAACGGACAGGUGCGAGCCAGUGCAAUCGCUCAAGAUGCAGAUCAGAACUACGACUACGCCUCCAACAGUGUGAUCCUGCACCUGGAUGUUGGGGACGAAGUGUGUGUACAGCUGGACGGGGGCAAAGUACACGGCGGAAACAUCAACAAAUACAGCACCUUCUCUGGCUUCCUCAUCUACCCAGACUGACAUUGUACUCACGUCUAUAUAUUCUCUCUCUGUAUUCUCUCUCCCUUCUUCAUCAAACAUCACCAUGACUCCUUCAUGUAAUUUGUCAUUUCAAUGCCGUUCCAAAUACAGACAUGUAAUUACAUGGUCACAGUUAACAAAUAGAGAGAUUGUGUAAAAAAUCAUACAGUAUUGUAUAUAUUACCAGUUAACAUUUGCUUCUCACACACAAACAUUAAUGUAAUCAUUAUUCUGUGCCAUGUACAGUGUGUGUCGGUGUGACUAAAACACCGGAUUCACAUGAAUUGAACUUCUCCUAUCAGUUGUCACGCUGUGACAAGAUGACCAUUUCAGCCACCGGUCUGAAAUCGACUGGAAUGAUCUCUCAAUGUAGACUGUAAAUCAAAGUGUGUGUACUUGGCUACCGCCUCUCGCCUUCACUGUGAGGUGGAUUUCCAAAUGAAAAAAGUCAUGAAUAUAUUGAUCGCAGCUGAUAAUACAGCCAAGGCCAUGAACAUAAUCCAGUGUGUUGUAUGUUUGUGUGCGAGCAUACGUGUGUGUUGACCCUUCUGCCUGUGUUAAAGCAUGAAAGUAUCACGCUACUGUUAGUUAAACUUGCAAAUGUUGCACCUCCUGUUAAGGGAGGGGGUGUCAAGUUGCUGACAACAGUCCCUGAAUACACACGGUAUAUCGAGAUGUUUCGCUUUGACAUCUUUCCUGAGUCACAGCUCACGGCGGAGGCUCAUUAUGUCCUACUAACGAGCUGAGGCUUCCUCUACAGACUGUUCAGACACACUUACAUCUGGCUUCCAAAGUUUGCUUUACCCUUGUUUGCAUUCUUGCAGAGAUUUAGAUAAGAAAAUGUAAACCCUGAUAUUCGUCUGUUGACGAUCACGCUUUGGCCAGCAUCUACUUAGCUUAUAGCGUAAGGGCAGGGUCAAACAAGAAAAGGAGUUGUAAGACGUGUUGUCUGACCAAGCUGUAACUUAAAAGUGUAAGUCCAUCAACCGAAUGGUUACACUGGAAGGUCAAGUGACAAGCCAGCAGUCUUAGAGAGGGGAGCUAUGGGAUAUUGUACCAAUAUGGAGUUGAAAUUGUAGUGUAACAAAUAGAGAAAAAAGUUAAAACCAUGGCUCCUUUCUCACCUCUGCACAGCUGCCCAAUAACAGUGUGAGAUGUGUGUGAAUGUUGGAUCAGAAACUUACAGAAGUGGUUAAACACAGCCUUUCUAAACCCCCAAAAGGUGUGUGAGAAGGGGUCUCCGAAGCUAUUUAAGCCAAUAAGUACUUUUGAGGAAGUGUACUGACUUUUAUGCUAACACAGCAUUGGAAACGGGGGGAAUUUGUUAGUCUGGCACGGUUGAAAAGGUAAUAGAAUCUAUUUACCAGAAUCUUUAAGACUCACUAAACAUUGUGUGUUUGUCUGUUUGAUUCCUGCAAAAACCUAACUAUAAAAACAAGAAUUUGUGGUUUUUCUGGUGGUAAUUAAUUAUUAGUUUAUCACGAUGUAUACAGAUCAUGAGAGAAUCACAGGAUCACAUCAAGCCAUCUCGUCAGGCUUCAAGUAAUGUGUUUUUGUCCGGUAAUCCAAAGUAAUCCAGUCAGCGUCCUGCGAGGAGCUAGUGUUAGCUACGGUCAUUAGGUGUGUGUGUGCGUGUGUGUGUGUGUGUGACGAUACAGAGAGAGGACUGUUCGUUCUUACAAUGGUGGCUUCUGAACUGGUUAGCGUAGAUGCUGCAAUAGCAUCAGAUUAAUUCUUCAUUGAAAGAAGAGCAAAGAAUGACGAUGGCGGCCUUCGUCAAUUAUUUAGUUGUUGCUCUUCUGACAGAUGAUUCAUCCAAUCCCCUGCUACAUCUUUUUUUUAAAGGGCAUUCCCUUUUCCAGAGUUUCCAACAGCGGCUUCAAGAUGGUUCUGUUUAAAAAAAGGUGGGUGGAGUAGGUUGUCGUUUGGACAUAGCAAGGCUGGGCUGGGUGCAGUGUCAUAUUUACUGAACAGUUAAGAGUGGUAUUGACUAAUUCUCUGCAUAAAAACAAAUAAGCUUAUUUCACAAAGUGUCAAACUUUUCCUUUCAUUUUACUGUGAAUAUACUCAUGUGAAGAUGUGUUUCAAAUGCAGGUGACUGUUGUUGAUGUAUUACUGCCAUAUAUGUCGGUUUUCUGUGCCUUACAUUAUCUUUUUCAUUUUUAUGCAUGAGACACGUGUUGAAUCCAGGCGAUACGAACAAGCUGAUAUAAACAGCAAUCUGAUGACCACUUUAAGAAAUAUAGAUGCUAACUGAGGACGUUGAUUGUGAAUCUUUGUAUGUAACUGAAUGUGACUCUACUGUGAAUAAAAGCCCCCAAAAUGAAGACCAAGGUGCAUUUGGUAUGGUGGGAAACAUGAGGGAACGAACAACAGAAGCAUGUAACUGUGCUGUUCAUCCAGAUUACAUUAUAAAUAUGUUGAUGUAACCAAAUGACUAUAUUUAACAUUUCUAUUUUUUUCAUGAUAUAAUGCUUUGACGGGUACAAUAUAAUACUUCUUUGUAGCACAUCUGUUGUAGUUUUAGUGCCAUGGAACACGUUUUAUAUUGGCCCAACAAGUCACAGAUCCAACUUUGAAGCUGGAUAGAUAGCGUGACGACCCCCAUGAGAUUUGGACGUGAAUGUUUCUGAUCAUUCUCGUACUGAGAUUGAAAAGCCCUCCCGACGUUGUGUAAUUGGGCUAUACAAAUAAACUGAAUUGAAUUGAAUUAAUUGUACACAGACAUUCCCCCUGAGUGGCUUUACAUAACCUCUGUGUCAUGCUGCCUCCCAAUGUGUGUGUUUUCUGCCGCUGUUACCUUCGUUCACGAGCAGUGCGGAUUCAUUGUUGUCACUGUACAAGCUGAAUUGUGUGUAUUUGUUAUGUAUAAAAUCAGCAUAGUUUUCUUUCUCUGCCCUUGAAGACCAUAAAACACAAGAAAAUUAAAAGAAAAUUCAGGAUUAUUUUGCGUUGCUGAGUAAAAUCACUGUUUUUUAAAUUCUUUGUUCUCUUCAAAAACCCAGCUCGUGACAUUUUGUGAUAAGUUCUCACUGCUCAGGGUGAUUAUUUUUUAUUGCAAAGAUUUCAAGAAGUUUUUAUCAUUUGUCAAACUUAUCUAAGGUUCGAAUAUGAAAAAAAGAUGACAAAUAUAUUCCAGUAUUUCCACCUAGAGCCUACCUGCCAUGUAUUUUUUCCUUCAUUGAUAAAGAAUAAUGUGGUAAACUA